This is a messenger RNA of Trichomycterus rosablanca, 4622 nucleotides long. It is a transcript of the gene abtb1, whose product is annotated as ankyrin repeat and BTB (POZ) domain containing 1. The transcript is spliced from 13 exons. The record is from RefSeq and is a predicted model, not a curated record. NCBI's taxonomy places the organism in Eukaryota, Metazoa, Chordata, Actinopteri, Siluriformes, Trichomycteridae. Gene Ontology annotation, molecular function: protein binding. Gene Ontology annotation, cellular component: cytoplasm; ubiquitin ligase complex. The coding region runs from base 85 to 1515 and encodes 476 amino acids.
GUGGCGCAGUUUAUAGCGCACAGAGAGCCAGGAUCAGAUUAAAGCCGUUUCAAUGCAUUACAGUCAGCCGUUAUCACCGCGGAGAUGGACGCCAACGACCUGUUUUCCAGCUGCAGGAAGGGAGACGUUGCUAGAGUCAGGUACCUGGUUGAACAGAGAGAUGUGGAACUGAACAUCAGAGAUAACUGGGACAGUACGCCUCUGUACUAUGCCUGUCUGUGUGGGCACGAGGAGCUGGUGCAGUACCUGCUGGCCAACGGAGCGAAGUGUGAGGCGAACACGUUCGAUGGCGAGCGAUGUCUGUACGGCGCUCUGAGCGACUCCAUCCGCCGCCUGCUGAAGGAGUACAAACGCAUCACAGCCAAAACCAUGCAGAGGGAUUAUUAUGAUCAGUUCCUACAGACGUUGCUGGAGCAGGGUUCCUACAGUGACGUGGUGUUCGUGGUACACGGUGAGAUGUUCCACACCCACCGCUGCGUCCUCAGCGCCCGCUCAGAAUACUUCGCCCACAUGCUGGAGACCAAGUGGAAGGGAAAGAGCCUGAUCACGCUCAAACAUCCACUGGUGAACCCGGCUGCGUUCGCUGCCAUCCUGCAGUACUUCUACACAGGUCGUCUGGACAUCGACGUGAGCUACGUGGAGGACUGUAAGCGUCUGGCUAAGCAGUGUAAGAUCAGUGAGCUGAUCGAGGAGCUGGAGGUGAAGUGUAAACAGAUGCAGGAGUUCGUGUCCAAUAAGCCGGGGACGUGUGUGAAGGUCCUGACUCUGGACCCUCAUGACUGGCAGCUGCAGGAUGGCAUGGCUCUGUUAGCGGACAGCGCUCUACCCGCCGAGCUGAGGGUGGGGUAUGGGCAGCUUCCCUUUGAUCUCACCGACAGUUUCCCCAGUUACCCCGACGUCUGCUUCAGGGUGGGGGGUUACGACUUCCUGUGUCACAAGGCGUUCUUCUGUGGUCGCAGUGAUUACUUUAAGGCUCUAGUGGAGGAUCAUUUCAGUGAGGGUGAAUCCCUGCAGUCCCAUCCUGAAAUCCCAGUGAUCACUUUACACGACGUCUCACACGAGCUCUUCACCAAGAUCCUCUAUUACAUCUACAGUGAGGACACACAGCUGUCCCAUGACAGUGUGUAUGAGGUGUUGUGUGUUGCAGACAUGUACCUGUUACCGGGUCUGAAGCGACUGUGCGGUCGGACGCUGGCGGCGCUGCUCAGUGAGGAGAACGUGCUGCACAUGUGGAAAACCGCCAAACUCUUCAGCCUGUCACGCCUGGAGGACCAGAGCACCGAGUUCAUGGCCAAGAUCAUCGAGAGGCUGGUGGACAGGGUGGAGUUCGGCGAGCUGAUCCGGGAGGACGCGGCGAGCGUGGCGGCGCGGCAGGAGACGGACUCCAUCCCUCUGGUGGACGACAUCCGGUACCACAUCAGCAGCGACGUUCAGACCUACAGCGCCAUCGAGGAGGCCGAACAGAAACUGCACGCAUUAGAACUCCUACUCAACCACAUCGGCCUGGACUGUUAGAGACACACACAGACACAUACAGACACACUGAGACACAGACAGAUACAGACAGACACACUGAGACACAGACAGAUACAGACAGACACACUGAGACACAGACAGAUACAGUUUUACAUAAACAAAGACAGACAGACACACUGAGACACAGACAAAUACACACAGACACACUGAGUCAAGAGACAGACACAGAGAUUAGACACAAGGUUAGGGUUUUACAUAAACAAAGACAGACAGACUGAGAUAGACAGAAAGACAGACAUACAGGCACAGACAAACACAGACAGAAAGAUAGACAGUGAGAUAGAAAGAAAGACGGACACACAAACACAGACAGAUACAGACAAAAACAGACCAGACAGACAGGAAGACCAAGAGAUAAUAAGUAAGACAGACACAGAGACAGACAGACAGACUGAGAUAGACAGAAAGACAGACAGACAGGCAGAUAGACAGACAGACAGAGACACACACUGAAACACAGACAGAAAGAUUAACAGAUCGAAAGAAAACAGACACAGACAGACAGAUUAUAAGAAAGACGGACACAAAUACAGCCAGACAGAUUGAAAUAGACAAACACAGACAGACGCAGUCAGAAAGACAGACGCAUAGAAAGAAAAACAAAUACAGACAUACAGACAAAAACAGACACAGACAGAAAGAAAGACAGAUAAUAAGAAAGAUGGACACACAUACAGACACAGACUGAGACAGACCGAUAGAAAUAUACAAAGAAAGACAGACAGAUAAUAAGAAAGACACAGACUGACAGACAAUUAGAUAGAAAGAAAGACAGACACACAGACAGAUCCAGACAGACAGAUGUUAGCUGUAGUGCUUUCCGCUCUGUAAUGUGAGGUUAGAUAUAGAAUGAAUCUAUAUGCUCAGUGUGCUGUGUGGUAUCAUCUGUAAUAUCUCACCAGCGCUUAUAAGCACUUAUAGCAUCACACACACACAGCAGCUCAUGAACACAGUAGUGAACGUGCAGCUCCGUGAGGAAAAGCUUUGAGUUUAGUUUAGAUUCUCAGUUUGGAGAAUGAGAGAGAUUCAGUGAGGCGAGACGCUGAGACCUGCUGCAGUUUAUUAUUAUUAGAUGAGUUUUGUUUACAAGUUUAUAACCUGAAUUAUGUUUAAACUAGACGUGGCUGUUUUGAGGGGGUUUGUUCUAGUUUUGAUGGUUUAGUUUGUGAUAUCGGGGGGCGCAGUGGUAAAUCACGCGAGUCCAUUACUGCUGGGAUUCAGGGUUCCAGUCUGCAGCGGUGCUAUCUGCCGGUCGGGCGUUUACGUUCAGCCCUGAUUAGCUGUACAAACAAUGGAGUUUUGCUGCAUUGAGGACCAGACCCACCACGUACCUGACCAGGAUGGAGCUGUGAUAGAACAUGAGAACUAAAAUAAGAAUAAUUGUGUGAAUCUGAAUGACGAGGUCACGUACACGGUGGGUGUGGUUCAGUUUGCUGAGAGUCUCAAAAUGUUUAAAGAAGCUCGUCUGAGUUCUCGUGUGUUUAAAGGUGAAUAGAAACGAACGUGGAGAGAUUUUGCGUCAGAAAUAUUUAAAUCCAUCAGUAACGGAGCUGCGUGAUACAGAACAGUCGUUUAUUAGUGACGUGUUCGUCUGGUGCUUUAUUAUUUAUGUUUUACUUUAGUGCUUUUAUUUAAAAAUGCUUUCAGUUUGUUUUGUUUUCAUUAUAAAGAAAUAAUUCUGUCCUAAAUAAUAUUUUGCAUGAUUUUUAUUGGAAAAAAGGAAUCGUGACCCGUGAUUUAGAUUCUCUAUACAUGAUGCGGCUCUCUGUGUGUCCCCGCCUUUGACAGGUGAAAAGAAGUGGUCGGGGACUGCAGGUAUGUCGGAGGAAGUGAGUAAUAUUCGGUGUCUCUCCUCGGUCAGGAUGUUUAAUGAAGUAUUUGAUCUGUCUCAGCUAAUACAUUUAAAAGCUUUCUUUAGUUAAUUAAGUUUAAUUUUGCUAAGAGGUAAAAGAGGUAAAAAUACCGUUUUCAGCCUCCAGUUUGGCUUCGUGUGAGGUGCUUAAGGCGACACGCUGUCCUGGGUUCGAGGGAUGGGAUUAUUCUUUCCAGCUGUAGGUCAGAGGAGAAUUGGCCCAUUUCAAGCUCACUAAAGUUCUAGAUGUAAAAGCCUUUUGCUAUUUUACUUUAAAUUUUUUAAUCCUAGUCAUGUCCAGUUCCCCAGUGGUAACUCCCUCUGCAACUGCAGAACCCCGUCCUAACUGAGGGGAGACACCAAACAUCUGACGUGUGCCCUCCCUGACCACUUCUUUUCACUUGCUAGAGUUCGGGUCGUUUGGAUCAUGUAUAUAGAAUCUCUCCUGCAGUGCAGCACCUCAACCAGCCAGCAGGGGUCACAAUUGCAUUAGGAAUUGCAUUGAUGAACCCAUUUGACCAUCCUUUUCUCUUGGACACUGUGCCUGUGUGGGCACCCAGUUGGUCAAUAGCACAGCUGAGAUUCGAUCUCAGUGCUUGUGGGUUAGUGUGUUAGAGCGCUGCACCACCCGAGGAGAAAAUAAUGGUAACUUUGAGUAAAUAAAGGUAGAGCUUUUAUUUAGGUAGUUCCCCUGCUCCCACCACCCCUGAUUUAGCUGAUUUAAGGUUUGAUCAUCUCACAAGUGUGAUCAGGUGUUCAAGUGUCAUAACUCUUAAAGUUUAAGUCCUUUUUAAAUUCUGAACAUUUGAAUCUCAUGUUUUUUGGAUGCAGUUUUUGAUCUGUACUAUCAGCGGGGUGUUAUUAGGCGUUCACUUGGACUAGACCCGUACCUAUAAUCUGUCUGUAAUAAGGACGAGUAAUUUAACUGCACGUGAUCAGCUUCGUAGCAGCAGUGAAAACUAAAGCAAAGCUCUGAGCCGUAACACGUGCUGACCCGAUGACCUGCUCGUUCAGUUUUGGUCGAGCCGAUUGAGGCGGCAGCAUUUAGGAUUAACGUGAAUGUGGUUCUCCGUGUGUGGAGGCUGAAAGGUGCAGAUUUGAUCCAGAGCUGUUACAGAACUCACACAUUUCUUGAUGGCAGUUACAUUUACACUCAUCUGUGUUCUGUAGAAUCAGGGUGUGUGUGUAACACGGUGCAUAUAAAUAAAUCAAUAAAUAAAGGUCAUAAAAUAUG